AUGAGCGCCUCCGAUGAAGUGUCCAUCUGUGGAGCAGGUUUCGGGGAGGAGGGCGGGGGGCAGGCCGGCGUCUGCCCUGCCAGCCCCGGAGCCCCGCGGGGCCCACCGGGACUAGGUGUGGAUCUGGGGCCGCCACCCAGCGGUGAGGGCGAGGGCGGGGUCCCAGACCCCGAGGGCUUCGAGUCCGAGCGGGAAGUGACGGAAACGGGAGAGCCGGUGUUCUGGGACCUAGUAGGCCGCCCCGGCUCCCCGACCGACCACACGGGGGACGCCCUGGAUUGCGCGUCCCACCUUGCGGACGAGGCCGUGGCGGCCAUCGUGCAGCAGCUGACCAACCAGGAUGGCCUGGGCGUGCGGAGAAACCCGUACCCGGAGGGCUGCGUCGUGGAGGCGGGCCUGGAGGCAGGGCCCCGAGGGAGAGGCGCGCUUGCCCUUAGCCGCAGAGAGUCGCAGCCGCCUGCCGCCGCCCUUCUCCGCCUCGGUGGGCCCGAGGGAGGCCCGGCCUGGGCGAACCCGAAAAGAGGCACGAAGAGCAGGUCGAAUGUCGCCGCGGUGGAUCGCCAGCGGCCCUCCGCAGAAAGCCCGGGCGAGCUGCUUUCCGACAGCGAGUCAGCAGAUGAGUUUAGUGAGAUACAGCUGAUGAGGGUGAGCAUUUACGCCAAAAGAGGAGGCCAACUCAAGCCCAACAGCCCCGAGGAUCCCUGGGACACACCCAGACACUCGAAAUUCGAUGUCAGGGAGAAUUUCCUCCACAUGCUUGGCUCUUUCCCGUCCUCCGCUCCCCGAGGACUCACUUCGGUUGUGGAGAGUCAGGCCGUUGGAGAGCUGGAUAUCUCCUCCUCUAGGAAAAUGCAGAGCGUGGUCAGGGGGAAGGGGGGGAACAGGCCCAGCUACCCAAGAUUUGCUGCUGCGGGCGGCCUGCCCCGGGACACCCCUAAGAAAAAGGUGGCCCAGGAGAAGAAAUCCCCAGGGGGGACCUCAAAUGUUGCCCUGGGGAGAAUGUUCCCUUCCUGGGGGCAGAGAGUCUCCGCGGCACCCCUGGAAACAGCCGCCUUCCCCCCAGUAACUGGUGUUCCGCUGUUUGGGAGGUCCAAGAGGUAUUCCUUGGUCCCUCCGGGAACCAAACAGUCCAAGCACACCCCUGCUGGGAAGAAAUCUGUGGCCAGGAGGACUCGGAAGGCGGAGCCGGUGGUGGCCGGAGAAGACAAUGACUCAAACAGAGACGCUGUCCCAAACUGGCUGGCUGUGGCUGCAGCUCUGGGAGAGUCCAGCUCAGAGCCACCAGCCUUGGGGACUACCAUCAAGGAUGGGCUGGCCCUGGGAGACAGGAGAGACACGCCCAGGGAGAAGAGUGGAGCUGCUGGCAGAGCAGGGGCAGCUUGUUGCCAGCAGAGGGUGGUGUUGCCUCACGUUAGACCCCACGAAGCCCUUUCCACCUCACUGGGAACCUUGGAAGCUGGAUUUUGUGUUCUUUCCCUCUCAGAUGACCAGGAAGCGCUUGUCCACCCCCCAAGACUGGAAAGGCAGCAGCAACCACCUGGAGCACAGGGCUGUCCUCGGUGUCUCCUGCUGCAGAGAGAAGUUGACAACCUGAAAGAGCAACUUGCGGCCCUGCAGUCCCUGACUGACCAGUUCCAGACCCUUUGAAGUGAGUGUUACACACACCAUACCCCUUCCCACGGUCGUGGUUACUGAGGAGGGCCGUGGGCUGGCCCUGGCCUGAUGCUCUUCUUCCCUGACUCUGCUCUGUUGGACAGGCUGAGUCAGCAUCUCUGUACAAGAGGGGCGGCUGGUACCUUUGGAGCCAGGAAGCUGUGCCCAAGCUGCUUCCCUCCCGUUCGACAUUCGACCUCGGCCUGGGCUUCCUCUCCCUGUUUUUUGCUGCCUCCCCACCCGAGUUCACAGCACCUUCAAA
Molecule: messenger RNA, 1915 nt
Organism: Panthera uncia (snow leopard)
Lineage: Eukaryota; Metazoa; Chordata; Mammalia; Carnivora; Felidae
Exons: 4
Coding region: 1-1647 (548 amino acids)
Source: RefSeq, a predicted model, not a curated record